Messenger RNA from Onychostoma macrolepis, 4012 nucleotides. Its product is annotated as NACHT, LRR and PYD domains-containing protein 1 homolog. The record is from RefSeq and is a predicted model, not a curated record. Gene Ontology annotation, biological process: regulation of apoptotic process; innate immune response; inflammatory response. Gene Ontology annotation, cellular component: cytoplasm. Lineage: Eukaryota; Metazoa; Chordata; Actinopteri; Cypriniformes; Cyprinidae.
AAUCUGUCUUUUAUUCUAGGCUGGAAAAGCACGAUCCAUGUCUGUUUAGAGCAGGGGUCGGCAAUUUAAGGCACACGUGCCAACAGUGGCAUGCACUUAAUACAAUAAUAAUUGAGUAUUUGAUAUAGCCUACAUUAACAUGAUUUUUCUUAAAUAAAUAAGAUGAUGGAAGCUGCUUCAGUCGAGUAAAUGUCCAUCUUUAAAUAUUGUUCUUACAUCUAAGUCUAUGAAAAUGAAAUAUUUCACAGAGUGAAACCUAAAUGUGGACAUUUUUACAUACUUUUUCUUUAUUUUACUUUAAAAAUAUGAACUAAUGUUAAAACAUAUGUUGACCAUAAAACGAUAAGACCAGCGGUCGAAAACAGCUUGAACAAAACAGGGGUAGCUGAAUAAGAGUAUAAAUGUUAGCAUACAACCUAAUCCAACUAAAAUAUUAUUAUUAUUAUUUAUUUAAUUUUUUAGUUAAUACGUAAAUAAUAAUAAGGCUGACAAGCGCGCUCUUGUGAACGCUGUCCGAAUGGGUCAAAAUACAGUUUCUGAAAUAUUUCCCGCCUUGCCUCCAUAUGUGUGGGGAGGCGGAUUAAUACUCAUCCGGUUCAUGCUGGACUCUGAGUUUUUUUCAGAUCUAAGAAGCAGACAUGUCGAUAAUAAGCGAUUUGAAAUGUUACAAGCGCGUUGCUUGAAAACACGUCCCUGAAAAACCAGCUCUCUCCAGCUGGACAUGCCACAGACACUAAUGAGACACCAUGGACCAAGAUUCAGAGCCAGGUGCUCGGUUUGUGGAGGCCCACUGGGCAACACUUAUCCAGAGAGUAAAAAUGGUGAUGCCGAUAGCGGAAGAGCUGCGGUCAGGUGGCAUGAUGGAGUGGGAGCCAUACUGUAAGAUCAGAGCAGCAAAUACUAACCAGGAGAAAAUGAGAGAGCUUUAUGAAGUGCUGCACUCUGGUGGAGUCAAGGUUAAAUCUGCCUUUUAUUCUAGACUGGAAAAGCAUGAGCCAUGUCUGUUUAGAGCCUUGGGUAACAUUGCACAGACUGCAGAAGCUCACAUUGAAAGCUUAAACAAAUAUAAGAAGUGGAUCCAGAGGGAAUAUGAAUAUGUGACUGAGUAUAACUCUCUGCCUGGUGAAUGUGUGCUUCUGUCUGAGCGCUACACACAACCUCUGAUCAUCAUGAGACACAGAGAAAAGCGAGAGCGAGAAGAAGAGAUGUGCUCUGUGGGAGGGAGUUUCCAGCAGCUCCUCAUCUCCAGGAAUAAUGCGGACAAAGACAGCUCCAUGCUGGAUGCGCUUUUCAGUGUUGAUAAUAAGGGAAUCAGUCCUUGUUCUGUCAUUCUCCAAGGAAACUCCGGGAAUGGCAAAUCCUUCACCGCUCAAAAGAUCAUGCUGGAUUGGGCGUCUGGAAACCUUCACAGAGAGGAAUUUGAUUGUCUGUUUCACUUGAAAUGCAAAGAACUGAACCACAUAUCUGGAGAGCAAAGCUUAGCAGAGCUUUUGAGUCACAACACAAAUUUAACAUCAGACCAGAUCUCACAGAUCCUGCAGAAGUCACCGGAGAAAGUUCUUAUUCUCAUUGAUGGAUUCGAUGAGCUCAAGUUUUCUUACAGUGACACCUCGAAUAUGCCAAAACUCAGCCAUGUUUCUGAAAAAGCUCCACCUGAGGCUUCUCUGAAGGCCUUGUUGAGGGGCCACAUCUUGUCCGAGUCCUUCCUGCUGGUCACCACCAGAUCUACAGCUACAAAAACCCUGGACGGUCUGCUCAAGCACCCUCAGCGUUUUACCGAGAUUAUCGGCUUCUCCGAGAAAGAGGUGGAGGAGUACUUCCAGAGGUACUAUCAGAAUGAAGAACUCUUCAGAAAAGCUUUUGAGUGCGUGAAGGCGAAUGAAACCCUCAUCACCGCCUGCUCCAUCCCUGUCAUCUGCUGGAUCAUCUGCAUUAUGCGAGAGAGGUUCAGUGAUGGUGCAGAUGUAACAAGUGGACUAGAAACCACCACCUCCAUCUAUGUUGACUUUGUGUCCACUCUUCUGGAGCAUCACUGCCAGGGUUUAAAUCAGUCCGUCCCAAUCCUGCUGAGGAGUCUGGGUCAGCUGGCAGAGAGAGGGAUGCUGGAAAAACAAGUGCUGUUUGAAGAGAAAAGCGUGCAUGAAACUGUUUCAAACCCUGCUGGCAGUCCGUUCCUGUGCAAGUUCCUCUUUAAGAGAAGGAUCCGUCAGGAGACGAUGUUCAGUUUCAUGCAUCUCAGCUUUCAGGAGUUCUUCACCGCUCUGUACUUCAUCUCACUGGCUGAAAGAGACUUUCUAGAUAAAAUAACAGAGCGGUUCCACUCUCAAACGCAAAGCUAUCUUGCUCUAUAUUUGGAUGAGAAGUUUCCAUUGAAGUAUGGAUGCCCUGAAGCUCAUUUCCUGCCUGUGAUUCAGUUUCUCUGCGGUCUCUCCAAUAAAGAUGUGAGUGAUUCACUCAAAGAGGCACACAAUCUGUCUGUCCCUUCCUUUGUACAGGCACAGUUGGAAGAAUGGAUUCUCCAUGUUAGCUCAAGUAGAGAUUUCAAUUUCUUGCCCUUUAUUCUCCACUGUCUCUAUGAGCUCCACGAGAAGGAGUUUGUGCAGAAAGCUAUGGAAGCUUGGCAGGAGUUAGACAUGUCCUGGGAUCCACUGAGCAGGACGGACUGCUGGGCGUUGUUGUACUGUCUGGACUGCUGUCCUCACUUCAGAAAUCUGAAGCUCAACUUUGCGGCUGAGGAGCUGAAGAUGCUUCAACCUGUGCUGUGCAGGACCCCAGAACUUGAGUUGACAGUGCAAAACUUUUCAGACACAGAUGUCACUGAUCUGCUCUCAUCUCUUGGAGAAGGAAAGCGGCUUCGAGAACUGAGAUUGAACAGCAGCUGUCUGUCAGAUGAAAGUGUGCAGCAGGUUCUUAAUGCUCUUCACAAACAGAAGAACGUAGGUGGACUUCAGAUUGCGGUGAAGAGCAUCUCAGCUGACACUGCCCACAUCCUCACAGACUUCCUUCAGACCAAAGCGAAAUGGGAGGAGAUCAGUUUAAGGACUAAUGAAGCAGGAAGUCUCUGCUCGUCUCUACAGCUCUUCAGCUUUGAAGGAAAGCUUGUGUUGAAUGUGGUGAGAUGGUGUUCAGCCCUACAGAAUGAACCGUCACUGUCAGAAAUCAUUCUCAAAUGUCCACAUUCACAGGCGUCCAGUAUUAAUGUCAAGAGCUUCUUACAGGCCUUCCACAGUGUAAACUGUAUAACAGAAGAAAGUGCAGAUUUUGACAAGCAGGUCGAUGCUCUGCUGUCUCAGCUGCCAUCUGUGUCUGGUUUGAGUGCGAUAAAUCUUUCUGUUCCCGUCCUGACGGAGGCUUGGGCUUCCAGAAUCCUCUUCCUUGUCGAGUCUUGUCCUAGACUGGCUGUGAUCAAUUUUGAUGCUGGUUCAAAGGGCUCUGAUGGUGCUGAGUGGCUCCCUGGUCUUUUAAUGGAGGAGGGAAUCAAGUUACUGAAGGAAUCCGCAAAACGUACCGAGUGCAUUGUGAACAUUAGGGGGUUCAGAUGCAGUAAGUCCUCGCUGCACUCGUCACACCAAGCAGGUCGAGGAGCUCAGCUGCAACCAGAGAGUGACCAUUGAGUUCAGUGGAGAGAAAUGUACAGAAGACAUAAAGUCUAAACUUGAACUACCUGAUGUUAACUGAAGCUGCUGAGCUGCUCUGUUUUUCUGAGUCUUUUGAUGCAGCUAUAAAGACGAUAUGUGAUAAAUCACUAGAGGAUGUAUGAAGAGGAAAAGAAUGAACUUCAGUUGUUUUUCACUAUCUACUAUUAGUUACUCCUCCCUGUAGACUUUUUUUUUUUAAAUUAUUUGUAAUUUUUUCACAUUUUAUUCAAAUAUCUGUCUCACUUUGGCAUAACCCUAGGCUUAUUUGAUUCCAGAUCUAUUUAUUCUUAAGGGGGGAAAAAAGCUUUAUUAGUAUAAUUGUGUUUGUUAUAGAUUUUAAACAAAUAAACUUUGUCAUGAUCAUUUUCACCGCC